Molecule: messenger RNA, 501 nt
Organism: Centruroides sculpturatus (bark scorpion)
Lineage: Eukaryota; Metazoa; Arthropoda; Arachnida; Scorpiones; Buthidae
Exons: 1
Coding region: 1-501 (166 amino acids)
Source: RefSeq, a predicted model, not a curated record
AUGGCACGGAAACAAACGAGGUUUAAAUUAACCCCAACAAAUUCAAACUCUUCUGAUAGUCAACAAAAUGUGUGUGAAACGGCUUCUGUUGUGGAAGAUAGAUCUAAGAUCACUAACGAACAGUCUCUCACCAAAUCAACAUUUCCUAGCAGCACAUUGACACCUUUUGUGAUAAAAGAUGAUGUAAUAAAAGCAGAGAUAACUUGGGCAUUGGCAGUUGUAAAGAAAAAGAUGUCACUUAAUUCAUGCUCUGAUAUUAAAAACUUUUUAAAAAAAAUUUUUCCUGACAGUGCUAUAACCAUGCAAUUUCAAUUGGGUCCAGAUAAAUCUUCCUACAUAAUAAAUUAUGGCCUAGCCCAUUAUUUCAGAGAAAAAUUGAUUAAUGCUGUUACAAGUUGCGAUAAUAUUACUAUCUCCUUUGACGAACCACUAAACAAAGUUGCUCAAAGAAGUCAAAUGGAUCUUGUGAUAAAAUACUGGGACAANUCAGACACGCGUUGA